AUGCUGAUCUGCCUUGCCCUCGAUGUCAUCCGCGCUGAAGAGAUCAACGACUACGAGUCGCGAAGUUUCUGGCCACGUCUUCACCAGGCCUUCCAGCGCGAAGAAAUCCAUGUCGCUUCAACAAAUCCUCGGCAUAUUCCUUCUACGGAUGAACAACGAAUAGUAGCGUAUUACGGACAAGGCUUCCAAUCGUGGAGCCAGCUGCUGUUGCCGAGGAUUUCUGCUGUGCUGGGGCUUCCCCAAAAUAACGAAGACUACCUUGAUGACUUCUUGAUUGAUUUUCUUGCCAGGCUAUUCCAUGAGGGUAAGGCAGAGGACCUAGACUAG
Molecule: messenger RNA, 327 nt
Organism: Penicillium malachiteum
Lineage: Eukaryota; Fungi; Ascomycota; Eurotiomycetes; Eurotiales; Aspergillaceae
Exons: 2
Coding region: 1-327 (108 amino acids)
Source: RefSeq, a predicted model, not a curated record